AUGGGCAAAGUCAGGACCAAGACAAUCAAGCGUGCUGCGCGCAAGAUUGUUGAGAACAAUUACGAAUCACUGAAACCCAAGGAUUUCCAGAACAACAAGGCUAUUUGCUCGAAGAGGAACGUAGCUAUAAUACCAUCCAAGCGCCUGAGGAAUAAGGUUGCUGGCUAUGUCACAACGCUCAUGAAUCGCGUCGUUAAGGGACCCGUCCACGGCAUCUCUCUGAGGCUCCAGGAGGAGGAGCGCGAGCGUAGGGACAACUAUGCCCCAAAGAAGUCUGAGUUUGAUGUAGAGAACAUCACCGUCUCUGGGGCAACGCAGCAGAUGAUAGACUCGAUUGGCUUCAAAUGCAUGUCCACCUCUCUGAAGGUCAUCGACCCAACGAUGAGAAAGAGGGCCAGGGACACCCGGGAGUAA
Messenger RNA from Giardia duodenalis, 414 nucleotides. Its product is annotated as Ribosomal protein S17. The transcript has a single exon. NCBI's taxonomy places the organism in Eukaryota, Fornicata, Diplomonadida, Hexamitidae. Gene Ontology annotation, biological process: translation. Gene Ontology annotation, molecular function: structural constituent of ribosome. Gene Ontology annotation, cellular component: ribosome. Bases 1 to 414 code for a protein of 137 amino acids. The record is from RefSeq and is a predicted model, not a curated record.